Eleginops maclovinus (Patagonian blennie) is the source of this 2184-nucleotide messenger RNA. RefSeq names its product mucolipin TRP cation channel 3a (gene mcoln3a). Lineage: Eukaryota; Metazoa; Chordata; Actinopteri; Perciformes; Eleginopidae. The transcript has 13 exons. Gene Ontology annotation, molecular function: NAADP-sensitive calcium-release channel activity. The record is from RefSeq and is a predicted model, not a curated record. Gene Ontology annotation, cellular component: plasma membrane; lysosomal membrane. Bases 226 to 1878 code for a protein of 550 amino acids.
AUUCAUUUGAGAAACCUACAGACUGUAUGGUGUGUUUGUGUGUGAGCAGAGAUUCUGUAAUUGUUUUGGAAAAACUGGAAAUGCUUCAAAUGACGCAUAGGAAUGACAUGGGAUGUCUUUGUGGUGAAGGCUGAUGUGACUGCUGAUCUAUGUGAUCUUCGUAGACGGCGCAGAAACCUGGAGUGUUAAAACCAUUGGCUCUCCGGCACGCUGGUGCACAGCAGAAUGAUGGAUGAAUCAGAGCAGAUGUUGGCCUCAAGGUCAGAGGAGCAAAGGCUGAACGGACACUGCAGGAGCGCUCCUCCUCGGACCCUGCAGUCCAAGGUGGUGGAGGACUUCAGACGGAGGCUCAAGUACUUCUUCAUGAACCCCUGUGAGAAAUACAGAGCCAGAGGUCGCAAACCAUGGAAACUCAUGUUACAAAUUUUCAAAAUAGCAAUCAUCACAGCCCAGUUGGUCUCUUUUGGCCUGAGCAAUGAAAUGAUGGUCACCUUCAAAGAUGAAAAUAUGAUGACAUUCAAACAUCUGUUUCUAAAAGGAUACAAAGAUCAACGGCUGGGGAGCUAUGCACUGUACACAAAAGUAGAUGUGUAUGAUCACAUCUACUACAUUAUCAACGGGUACAUUAAUCUCCAAAACCUGACUGUAGGUAAUCUGGCAUACGAGAGUGUUGAUGGCCAGUACACUCCUCUGUCUGUCUGCCAAGAUUAUUACAGAAACAGCAGCAUCUAUCCAGAAACUGAGACCUUUGAUAUUGAUCCUCAUAUUGAUACAGAUUGUAUUUCCAUAUAUCCUGUGCAGGCGUUUGACUACAGUGGUUUGGGCGCACAUUUAAACUUCUCUAUAGAUUUUAAAAGACUGCUAUCUGUGAACAUCUACCUGGCUCUGAAAACAAUCAACCUGCAGACUGUGAGGCACCACGAGCUACCAGACUGUUAUGACUUCCAUAUAAUGAUCAAGUUUGACAACCGUGCCCACAGUGGAAAGAUAAAGGUUGAUGUUGAAAAUGAUGUAAGAAUUUCUGAAUGCAGAGACUGGAAUGUGGAAGGCACUUCUGGUAAGAAUGAUUACCUCAUCCUGUCGUUUGAUUCUGUGGUCAUCCUCGCCUGCUUCAUCUCCCUCAUCCUCUGUACCCGAUCUGUCAUCAAUGGCAUCCAACUCCAAUUUGACUUCAAGAUAAUCUUCCAAGCAUACUACAAUAAAAUUGUCUCUUGGUCAGACCGCAUGGAGUUUGUGAAUGGCUGGUAUAUCCUCAUCAUUGUUAGUGACAUUCUAACCAUCGCUGGGUCAGGGCUCAAAAUUGGAAUACAAACAAAGUUCCUGACAAACUAUGACGUGUGCAGUAUCCUGUUGGGAACAUCCACAAUGCUCGUCUGGGUCGGCGUGAUUCGUUACUUUGGUUUCUUCAAGAAAUAUAAUAUAUUAAUCUUAACCCUAAGGGGGGCGUUCCCAAAUGUGAUCCGAUUCUGCUGUUGUGCGGCCAUGAUCUACCUCGGGUACUGUUUCUGUGGCUGGAUCGUCCUUGGGCCUUACCAUGACAAAUUUCGUACACUGGCCAAGGUGACAGAGUGCCUCUUCUCCCUUAUCAAUGGGGACGACAUGUACGCCACCUUCCUGAAUUUGAGGAACGAGGGCUACAUGGUGUGGCUUUUCAGCAGAAUUUACCUGUACUCCUUUAUCUCCCUCUUCAUCUACAUGGUGCUCAGCCUGUUCAUCGCUCUCAUCACUGACACCUACGAGACAAUCAAGCAUCACCAGCAAGAAAAGGUGCCAGUGUCCCAGCUUCAGGCCUUCAUAGCAGAGUGCAGGGAUCAGCCUGAGUCUGGAAGAUAUCAGACUGAGGAAGACUCCUCAUGCUGGUGCUUUGGCACCAAGUGAGAAGAUGGUGGCUUUUACCUUUUCCAAGUGUUGAUAAAAAUAAUAAGUAUAGGGUAAAAGUCUCUCAGAGUCUCUCUGCAUGGAGAAUAUGAUUAUAGCCUGCUGAUAAAUGAUGAGAAUACAAGAAUGUUUUUUAACCAAAGUAAAAUUGCUUUGACUUGUUUUCUUACUUGAACUGCUAAACAUUCAAAAAUUCAAGUGCUUACAUGACUAGUAAGGUCACCAAACUGUAAUUUCUUUAUGAGUAUUGCUACUGUGUAUUCUUUUUGUGGAUUAUAGUAAAAUAAAUCUUGUUUCGCCAAUUAA